Molecule: messenger RNA, 1453 nt
Organism: Drosophila innubila
Lineage: Eukaryota; Metazoa; Arthropoda; Insecta; Diptera; Drosophilidae
Product: zinc carboxypeptidase
Exons: 2
Coding region: 26-1294 (422 amino acids)
Biological process (GO): proteolysis
Molecular function (GO): metallocarboxypeptidase activity; zinc ion binding
Source: RefSeq, a predicted model, not a curated record
ACUACUAGUCAUUCUACUUUUGACAAUGUCUGCGAACGGUAACAAAAUUGAAGGCGUCUCCGACGACACUGGUGUUGUGAAAGAUCAGGCACGGUACGACCACUACCGCAUCUAUAAUGUCCAGUUUGAUAACGAGGAGCAAAUCAAACUGUUCCAGCAGCUGGAGGAGCAGAGCGACAGUCUUACCUUUAUUGGACACGCACGCGAAAUUGGCCAGAAACUUUCCAUUCUGGUCGCGGCUCAUCGGGUCGCUGAUUUUGCGGAUUUGCUAAAGACCUACAAACUGGAGCAUCGUGUUUUGACUUAUAAUUUCCAGGAGAAAAUUGAUCGCAAUAUGGGUGAAGUUUUGCCCGAGAACAUUGAUGUUUCGAAAUAUGAUUGGCAGCACUUUUUCCACUUGAAAACCAUUUACGAUUGGAUGGAUGACAUGGCCAGCAAGUAUCCGGAUCAACUAAGCGUCCUUGACAUGGGCACCAGCACCCAGGGGAAUGCCAUCAAAGGCGUUAAACUUGGUAACAAUCCGGCCAACAAAGCCAUCUUCAUUGAAAGUGGAAUACAUGCUCGAGAAUGGAUUGCUCCGGCCACAGCCACUUAUAUAAUCAAUGAGCUGCUCACCUCAAAGGAUGAGCGCAUCCAGAAGCUGGCAAAGAACUUCAAUUGGAUCGUGUUUCCCUGCGUUAAUCCCGAUGGCUAUAAAUAUACCUUUGAGCACGAUCGCAUGUGGCGUAAGAAUCGACAGUUGUUUGGAACUUGCCGCGGCGUGGACCUAAAUCGAAACUAUCCCGAUCAUUGGAACUCGACAGGAUCAAGCAGUGAUCCUACCCGCUAUGAUUAUGCCGGUCCUAGCGCUGGAAGUGAGUUGGAAACGCAGCGAUUGAUUGAGUUCAUACGUGGACAUGUCGAGAAGGAUCAAAUUAAGACGUAUAUUGCCCUACACUCGUAUUCACAAAUGCUCAUGUUCCCAUAUGGCUACACAAAGGAUCAUGUCUCCAACUAUGAUGACCUGCAGGAGUUUGGCAAGAAGGCGUCGGCUGCCAUUAAAGCUGAAAGCGGUCGCGAUUACGUUAGCGGCAAUCUGUUUGAGACCAUUUAUCCCUCGAGCGGCGGCAGCAUGGACUGGGCACAUGCCGAGGCGGGCAUUCCCAUUGCCUACACCUUUGAGCUACGUGGACCUCCCGACAGUCAGGACCUUUUCAUACUGCCAGCUGUUGAGAUCCAGCCAACGGCCAGCGAAGCCUUCACUGCAAUCCGCACAAUUGUCGAAGCCGCCGCGGAGAAGGGAUAUUACAAAUGAGACAAUUAUAUUAACAGAUAACAGAUAUUCUGGAAGACUUGACGUAUAACGCAUUUUAAAUAACUUUUAUUAUUGUAUACUUGCGGUACUAUCUUGUAAAAACUCGAUGGCUUUACUGCUUUGCCAGAUAAGAAAAUAAAUAUCAGCAUAUGUAGUACA